Taeniopygia guttata (zebra finch) is the source of this 2975-nucleotide messenger RNA. The record is from RefSeq and is a predicted model, not a curated record. NCBI's taxonomy places the organism in Eukaryota, Metazoa, Chordata, Aves, Passeriformes, Estrildidae.
UGUCGGCUUCCGAGCGCCGCUCGCUGGUUUAGCGCGGCCCUAGGGAGCUGGAGGAGCCGCUCCCGCCUCGGGAGGCCGCCCGCGGUAUCCCCGGGUUUGGCGUGACUCUGUUGCCGCUUCGUUCCCUGCUGCACGCAGCCUAGGGCUCCGCGGGAACGCGCCCUGCCGAGCCGGGGGCAGGAGCGCCUGGGGACCCGGGUGUCUCCGGUAUCUGUGUCACUAGCGCGUCUUGCCGCCUUGUGCAGGAAACAGUCGCUAACGAAACUGCAGGGCCUUGGUUUCUGAUGGUAAUCUGAGCUCGCGUAGCCGAAAUUCUUGUGUUGGUGGCUAUGUUGUCCUGCUUUUGUGAAUUCUACAAGGAUAAAGCGUGGCUGUGGUCCUUAAGCUUUUUCUAAGUUUAUUUUUCAGAUAAACUAAGAGUAAAAACUUAAGCUUUCAUGCUUUGCUUUCUUUCUUAGGCUAAAAAAAUAAACAGUUGAAGUCUUCUUUAUGAAACCAAUCUUCGGUCAAGUGUAACUUUUGAUGUAUGGUCUCUAAAGCCCCCCACUAUGCCAGCAGCUACCGUAGAUCAUAGCCAAAGAAUCUGUGAAGUUUGGGCUUGUAACUUGGAUGAAGAGAUGAAGAAAAUUCGUCAAGUUAUACGGAAGUAUAACUAUGUAGCUAUGGACACAGAAUUUCCAGGAGUAGUUGCAAGGCCUAUUGGAGAAUUCAGAAGCAACGCAGACUAUCAGUACCAACUCUUACGCUGCAAUGUUGACUUGCUGAAAAUAAUUCAACUAGGACUGACGUUUAUGAAUGAGCAAGGAGAAUACCCGCCAGGAACUUCAACUUGGCAAUUUAAUUUUAAAUUUAACUUAACAGAAGAUAUGUAUGCUCAGGACUCUAUUGAACUGUUGACGACAUCUGGUAUCCAGUUUAAAAAGCAUGAAGAAGAAGGAAUUGAGACACAGUACUUUGCAGAACUGCUCAUGACAUCAGGAGUUGUAUUGUGUGAAGGAGUCAAGUGGCUUUCCUUUCAUAGUGGAUAUGACUUUGGCUAUCUAAUCAAGAUCCUGACCAACUCCAAUUUACCUGAGGAAGAGCUGGACUUUUUUGAGAUACUGCGAUUGUUUUUCCCUGUCAUCUAUGAUGUAAAAUAUCUCAUGAAGAGUUGCAAAAAUCUGAAGGGUGGGUUACAAGAAGUGGCUGAGCAGUUAGAGCUGGAAAGGAUAGGUCCACAGCACCAGGCAGGGUCUGAUUCUCUACUCACAGGAAUGGCCUUUUUCAAAAUGAGAGAAAUGUUCUUUGAAGAUCACAUUGACGAUGCCAAAUAUUGUGGCCACUUAUAUGGUCUUGGUUCGGGGUCAUCUUAUGUACAGAAUGGCACAGGAAAUGCUUAUGAAGAAGAAGCCAACAAACAGUCAUGACAUGAAAUGAAAGGCCGUCUUUUUGACAUGCUUGUACAUAGGUUUUAUCUCUGGUUGAACCCCUUGGACAAUUAAGGCUUUUCCCCCCCUUUCUCAGCACACUAUCUUUUCUGCCUUUCUAUGUACUAAACUUGACUAUUCGUAUCACAGAUUUUGAUCUUAAUAUUGAUACGUAAAAUUUUCUGGGUUACAUUUUGGCCUCUUAACAAGCCCAUUUGUAAAGAAGCAUGUAUAGGAUCAGUGUGGCAGAGAGAAGGGGAAAGUUGAAUCAUAAUGAAUAUUCUGGUAAACUUGCCUACAUCAUUCUUCCAGUUUUUUGUCUUUCCCCACCCUUCUCUAAAUUAAUUGGCUUUGAUUAUAACUAACUUCCCCCUUCACAUCUAUUCUUUCCAGUAAGUAUGCAGGCGUUUUAGCUAUUCAAGAUUGUGGACCAUCAGAUUUGCACUUUAGAGAGCGAUUCUGACUCAGAUCCUCUGUUUUAUUUGAAGUUUGUUUUGGUUUUUUCUCUUGCCCUCAGCUAGAAAACAAUCAUCUGCCAAGUUCAGCAGCUUCAAGCUGUAUUUUCUUGGUAUCUCAACCCACACAACGGGACUUAUUUGCUGCAUAAUCUAUGUUUGUUCAAGCAAAACAAACUACUGAAAUCAUAGUAAUUGCUCUUACUUUACUAGUGUUUGGUCAUCUUCCAACACAUCCUGCACAUGUCAACUACUGGUUGGCCUGCUGCUUUAAAACUGCUCUGUGAUGGGGGAAAGAGGCUUGAAAAAACAGCUUUACACCCUUCAGGAGAAGGAACAGCUAUGACUUUAGCCUUUUUGCCAUUAAGCUGAGAGUUGAAGGAUAAUGGAAAAGUAGGAGUCUUGUAAUGGCACAUUUCCCGUGAUUAACCUCGUGGCUUUUAUCCUAGUAAUGUACACCUCAGAUAUUUUUUAUGAAGUCAUAUUUAUUAUGUACUUGAUUUCAUGAAUUUUGUAAGUCAGUUUAGUUGAAGAUGAACCCCAAAGAUCUGAAAAAUACUAUUUAAUUGAAUUACUGAAUUAGAACGACAAUUAAAUCAUGCCUUUUUGUAGUUGUUACAGAUGUUACAGAUAUUUGUUGUAAGACAACAAAAUAUAAAUAACUUCCAGCUAAUAAAGUUACCUGAGGAGUGUAAUGCUAGUUUAUUUUUGAGUAUAUCUUACAGUAUAUUUUAGAUAUAUUGUUUUCAAGGACCCUAAGGUAUGAUCUUAACUCUGCAUAGCAUGUAUACAGAGCAGUUGUGCAGGAAGGAUUUUUGGUAUUGAAUAGCUAAAUACUAGCCUGGAAUGAUGGAAUGUGUGACAUUGUGUGUCUGUGCGUGUAUGCGCGUACGUGUGUUUGACACAGAAAUCAAUGGCAGAAAAAUCUCCAGAUGUUCACCAAUUACCCUGUUUUAUCUUGUACUUAAAAGCAAAAAAAUCAAAACACCUUUUUCUCAUUUAAUUAUGAUGAUGUAACUGGGCGGUCCUUUUUAAACAAGUAAUUUGCAUAACAGAGGGUAUUUGUUUUUAAAGCUUUUGUAAAUAAAGGCCUAAGAAAUGUUUUCUUACAUAA